GAUGGCGAUUUGUCUGUUAUGUAUGCUCUCGUGGGCCUUUAUGGCAGGUGCUGAACUUCGUUUUGCCUCCUAUUUUGCUGACCACAUGGUAUUGCAGAAAGGUCCAGCUUGUGCAGUUUUAUGGGGCUAUGGAGAAUCUAGUGCCAAUGUAACAGUGAUGGUUUACCAGAGUGACAAUAUUGUUAUGAAAAAAAUGGUACAGGCUGAAGUCUUUAGGAUCUGGAAGGUAGUCCUGACUGCCAUGCCGCAGGGUGGUCCUUAUUCCAUAGUGGUACGUCAGUUCUAUGAAGAUGAGGUUUCCAGCAUUAUGCUGCGAGAUGUCUACUUUGGAGAUGUCUGGCUUUGCAGUGGGCAAAGUAACAUGGAGAUGACAGUUUCUCAGAUAUUCAAUGCCAGCAAGGAGCUCGCACAGGCUUCGCACUUUCCGUAUGUGCGUGUGUUCACAGCUUCUCUUGCUCAGUCGGAAGAGGAACUGCUGGACCUUCCCGAUAUUGAUUUGCAGUGGUCUGUGCCCACAGCCGAAAACUUGGGCCAUGGGGACUUCGGUUACUUCUCUGCUGUGUGCUGGCUGUUUGGACGCUAUCUGUAUGAGACGCUCCAGUACCCCAUAGGGCUGGUAGAGUCCUCCUGGGGAGGGACACCAGUUGAGGCCUGGUCCUCCCGAAGGGCGCUGCGUAAAUGUGGACUCUCAGAGGACCAUAGAAGCUUCCCUGUCUCUCUGGAUUCUGGCCCUAAAGAGUAUUCAGUGCUCUGGAAUGCAAUGAUCCACCCUCUUCUCAACAUGACCUUCCAAGGCGUUGUUUGGUAUCAAGGUGAAGCAAACACUGCAAUGAACACCGAUCUGUACAACUGCACAUUCCCAGCACUCAUUGAAGACUGGCGAGAAACUUUCCAUGAAGGGUCUGUCGGGCAAACAGAGCGGAGCUUCCCCUUUGGCUUUGUCCAGUUAUCUACAGAUCGUCUAGUAGAGAUUGAUGACAGCUUUCCACGUAUCCGAUGGCAUCAAACAGCAGACUACGGCUAUGUCCCUAAUACGAAAAUGCCCAAUACUUUUAUGGCUGUUGCCUUAGACCUCUGUGACGGUUCAUCUCCCUAUGGCAGUAUCCACCCCCGUGAUAAACAGAGCGUGGCCUAUAGAUUGCACCUUGGGGCUCUGGCAGUGGCUUAUGGUAAAGAGAACGUGACCUUCCAAGGCCCAUACCCUGAACAGGUGCUAGUGGAUGCAGCCCUUAAGAUUCUGAAUGUUACCUACAAUCAAAAUAUCCAUCUCCACCACAUGGACAGCAAGGUAUUUGAGGUAUGCUGCUCUGACCCAGCUCUGUGUGAGUGGAACACAAUAGCUAUCAGAACUGCCUCCUUCCGCACAGUUUCUCUACAGAACAUAGCUUGCCCUGAAACAGUGACUGGCCUGCGCUAUGCAUGGACUGAGUGGCCUUGUGACUACAAACAGUGUCCCCUUUACAACUUGCAGUCAUUGCCUGCCCCUCCAUUCAUUUCAUUUUCUCACAAUAACCCUAGUUGGGUUGUGUCAUGAGUGGGAGUGGGUGGUGUCAGACCGAUGAGCUCCUGUUUUGUUCCCAUCCACCACUAUAAAUAAAUAAAUUAACAAAAAGGCUAAUCAAUCCAUGCAGAAUCACUAGACCUACAGGUGGUGGCUGCUAAGAAUUAGUGCUUGCUAUAUUACCUGUACCACCUUGUGCCAAUCAACAAGACACAUUAAAACAAACACUUUAGAGCAGGGGUGUCAAACAUGCGGCCCAGCGGGCAGAUCAGGUCCCCGGAGAGCUUCCACCAG
Gekko japonicus is the source of this 1795-nucleotide messenger RNA. RefSeq names its product sialic acid acetylesterase (gene SIAE). Gene Ontology annotation, molecular function: sialate O-acetylesterase activity. Gene Ontology annotation, biological process: carbohydrate metabolic process. Lineage: Eukaryota; Metazoa; Chordata; Lepidosauria; Squamata; Gekkonidae. The coding region runs from base 2 to 1534 and encodes 510 amino acids. The record is from RefSeq and is a predicted model, not a curated record. The transcript is spliced from 10 exons.